Perkinsus marinus ATCC 50983 is the source of this 288-nucleotide messenger RNA. RefSeq lists its product as hypothetical. The transcript has 2 exons. NCBI's taxonomy places the organism in Eukaryota, Perkinsozoa, Perkinsida, Perkinsidae. Bases 1 to 288 code for a protein of 95 amino acids. The record is from RefSeq and is a predicted model, not a curated record.
AUGCCGCGGGACGUUAACUUUCGACAGGUUCAUGAGAAGCUGGUUACUGAAGCGUCAGAAACUGUCAUCAUUGAAGUGGUUGUCUCCGGAGGCUCCAGAAUUCUCCGAAUGUCGCUGCUGAAGGAUGCACCGUUUGGUGGUGAUGCAGUGAUUAGACCGAGUGCACGACAACGUGCUGCUACUGUGGCGGGAGUAGUGACUGACGCGGUUACUCGUAUUGCAGGGAAUGUGAUGGAGACGGCAGCUACGGGUAAGUGGAUGCUGUUGAAAAAUUGCUUCCUGCUAUGA